Cucumis melo (muskmelon) is the source of this 1716-nucleotide messenger RNA. RefSeq lists its product as uncharacterized. NCBI's taxonomy places the organism in Eukaryota, Viridiplantae, Streptophyta, Magnoliopsida, Cucurbitales, Cucurbitaceae. The coding region runs from base 57 to 1226 and encodes 389 amino acids. The transcript has 11 exons. The record is from RefSeq and is a predicted model, not a curated record.
UAUUUAGAGAGACGAAAGUUACAAUUUGGAAGACGAAGUUGGUGAGUUUCUGGAAGAUGUGGGGCUCAUCCUUCUCUAUCCUUUCUUAUCCCUCCCCUAAUUUCACAGCUUCCCUUCUUGUUCCCGCAGCAACCCUUCGCUCCGGCACUUCUUUACCCGUCAACCUCCAUCCUAAACCUUACACUUCCGACACACCAUUUGCUCCAGAGGUUGUUAAGGCGGUAGACUCCUUGCAGUAUGAAUUCAGGGCAGUGGAUGAUUUGGUGGCACGUAAUUCUGCUAAAGUUCUCAAAGCCUUUCAGAAUGUUCGAUUAGGAUCUCAUCAUUUUGGAGGAUCCACUGGUUAUGGUCAUGACGAAGCUGGAGGACGUGAGGCACUUGACAAUGCUUUUGCUGAGAUAGUUGGAGCAGAAUCUGCAAUAGUCCGAUCACAGUUUUUCUCAGGUACUCAUGCUAUUACAUGUGCUUUAUUUGCGCUUUUGAGGCCAGGGGAUGAGCUUUUGGCAGUAGCUGGUGCUCCAUAUGACACACUAGAGGAGGUCAUUGGGAAAAGAGACUCCCAGGGGCUGGGUUCCUUGAAAGAUUUUGGAGUGGAGUAUCGAGAAGUUCCACUUGCCGAGGAUGGUGGACUCGACUGGGAAAAACUUGCAAGUGCUUUGAAACCUCAAACAAAAUGUGCGCUCAUACAAAGGUCAUGUGGUUAUUCUUGGCGACAAAGUUUAAGUGUUGACGAAAUAGGAAAAGCAAUAAGGCUGAUCAAGAUGCAAAACCCUGAUUGCUUGGUGAUGGUGGAUAACUGUUAUGGAGAAUUUGUGGAAACCACUGAACCUCCUUCUGUGGGCGCGGAUUUAAUUGCAGGAAGUUUGAUAAAAAAUCCUGGUGGAACGCUUGCACCUUGUGGUGGAUACGUUGCAGGUCGAGCCAAAUGGGUGAAAGCGGCUGCAGCUCGUUUAUCUGCACCUGGCUUGGGGGUGGAUAUGGGCUCUACCCCUGGUGAUAUUAUGAGGACUUUUUUUCAAGGAUUAUUCCUUUCACCUCAAAUGGUUGGUGAGGCAGUUAAGGGAAUGAUCCUAAUAGCUGAAGUCAUGCAAUCAAAAGGCUACAAAGUGCAGCCACUUCCACGUGCCCCCCGCCAUGACACUGUACAGCAAUCUUCCAUUUGUCAUUUUGCGAAGCUUCUUCAAAAUUCAAAGGUUCACUGUCACCAAAUAAACAAAAAAAAAUGAUGAUGAUGUGCUUUGUUGUGGAGUGAUUGGCGAUGGUGGUGUUGAUAGAGAAGCAAUGUCACUAGGCUCAUCAUGAUCAUUGGGAAAAAGCAAAAAUUUGUAGUCUUCUGGUUCGUCAUUCCAAUUCCCCGAUGCUUCUUUACCAAACACGACAUCUCUGCUUACCAUCAUCUUCUUUGUAACAGGAUUGUAAAGCUUGUAGCCUUUUGAGCUUGCAUCAUAGCCAACGAAAACAUAUUUAUCACUUUUAUCAUCAAGCUUACAAUGCUUUUGAUCAUGUAUAUGCGCAUAAGUCAUACAUCCAAAUACUCUCAAAUGAACAAUGGAUGGUUUUCUUCCUGUCCAUUUUGUUGAGGAGUAAAUGGAAUUGUCAUAGGUCGACGGAUUACAUUUUCUGCACAAAAAGUUUUGAAUUCAUUUGAAGUGAAUUCACUUCCCUUGUCUGAUCUCAAAGCUUUUUAUGUAAUGACAUAUGGCAACCUUUUCACCA